Hevea brasiliensis (rubber tree) is the source of this 1608-nucleotide messenger RNA. RefSeq lists its product as uncharacterized. Gene Ontology annotation, molecular function: nucleic acid binding; ATP binding; Ser-tRNA(Ala) deacylase activity. The transcript has 8 exons. Bases 587 to 1393 code for a protein of 268 amino acids. The record is from RefSeq and is a predicted model, not a curated record. Gene Ontology annotation, biological process: regulation of translational fidelity; alanyl-tRNA aminoacylation. Lineage: Eukaryota; Viridiplantae; Streptophyta; Magnoliopsida; Malpighiales; Euphorbiaceae.
CGACUCACCUCUAUGAAGAGCUCCCUCAAAUUCCAAAAUUUUCUGCUUUGCCUGGGGCAGUUCUCGCAGCUAACGAGGUUAGAUUGGGCCAAUUCCUCAGCUAAACAAGCUGGCCUUGCGUUGCUGGGCUGCUGCGCGAGUCAAUCCCUUCUCCACAUUAUGCACCCAAGGAAGCUUCCUGGAAGGAGGGACUUGAAUGAUGCCCAAGCAAGUCCAGAAUUCUCUACCAAAAUAUUCAGCACCACUAACACCAGAUUUUUAGGAGAGAGUCAAUCCCGCAGCUAAGCCGUCUUCUGCCACCUUCUUUGACCCAGCUGUCCCCCUAAUGCUCGGAACCUGCUGGAGCUCUCCAGUCCCUGCCGCAAGUUUCCACCAGGUGCCAGCACUCUCUCUCCCAUUCUAGAGUGCUCGCCCCCCACGCUCCUCGCCUAUCAGGCCUAGCGGGUGCUAGGAAACUCCAGCGCCUUCUUGAGAGUUCCGUCACCCUUGUUAGUCUCUAAUCUGUUGGACUAACUUGGUAGAGGCUGACUUAGUCCCACCCCAAGACUAAAUUAGUGUUGAAGUCGUUAAGACCGUGACAGACUCCAUGGAUUCGAGCGUCUCAAGAACAAAACUGGAAUACUAUGAUGAUAUGUGGAAACUUCAAUCCAAAACAACUCUCAUUUCCUUCUCUAAAGGAGACGAUGGUAGGCUUGCUUUGAUAUUGGACUCCACGAUCUUUCACCCUCAAGGUGGAGGCCAGCCGGCGGACACUGGAUUCAUCACCGCUGCUACUGAUGAUUCCAACUUUAAAUUCAUCGUUCAAGAUGUUAGAUCCAAGGACGGAAUUGUUUAUCAUUACGGAGUCAUGGAGGAGGAGGAUUCUGUUAGGGAUUUCCUUGAGAAGGGGAGGGAAGUUCUGUUGCAUGUUGAUGAGUGUAGGAGAAAGCUGAAUUCCAGGUUGCAUUCAGCUGGGCAUUUGCUGGAUGGAUGCUUGCUGAAUAUGGGAUUGGGUCAUCUAGAACCAGCAAAAGCCUACCAUUUUCCAGAUGGGCCUUUCGUUGAAUAUAAAGGUACAGUUCCUCAAAAUGAAUUGCAAAACAAGCAAAAAGAGUUAGAGGUAGAAGCCAAUGAGUUAAUAUCUACAGGAGGCAUAGUUUCUGCUGCUGUAUUGCCAUAUGAAGAAGCUUCUGCUUUGUGUGGUGGUUACCUUCCUGAUUAUAUUCCCAAGGGCAGCACUCCUCGCAUUGUGAAGUUAGGAAACUUUCCUGGCUGUCCUUGUGGUGGUACCCAUGUUUCUGACAUUUCAGAGAUCAUAAGUAUGAAGGUUUCUCAAAUGCGGUCAAAGAAGGGAAUGACAAAAGUCUUUUACACUGUUGGAUCAUGUGAAGAUAUGGCACUUCCAACGAAUUAAUGCUGAGUUUGAUAGGCCAUAAUAUAAUGUAAUAUGAUCAAAUUUUCUAUUGAAUCUCAACAAAAAAAUUUGAUUGUAUUAGAUUAUAUUACAAUUUACUAAACAUAGCCUAAAAUUAUGAAAUUCAGCUUUCUGUGUUCUUUUAUAAUUUAGCUGAUUAAGCUGUUACUUAAUACGGAGUGAAAUCAUUAUAAAGUUCUUUCUUUGAUACUAAA